CUCUCCCUCUCUCUCACAAACAUACGCAAAAGAGGAAUGGCGUUAUGGAUGGAAGCGGGUUCGGAUCCCACCACUGAAUCCGAGAAAGCGGACCUUGAAGCUAUCGCUGCCCUCAAACAGUCUGCUGCCCUUGAACUCAAGGAAAAGGGUAACCAGUAUGUAAAGAUGGGUAAAAAGCACUACUCUGAUGCCAUUGAUUGUUAUACGAGGGCAAUUGAUCAGAAGGUUUUAAGCGACUCUGAACACUCGAUUCUCUUUUCGAAUAGAGCCCAUGUGAAUUUGCUUCUUGGAAAUUACAGACGCGCUCUCAUGGAUGCUGAGGAGGCAAUUAAGCUGUUCCCCGAAAACGUCAAGGCAAUUUAUCGAGCUGCGAAAGCAACUCUGUCAUUGAACUUGUUGGCUGAAGCGAAAUCAUUUUGCGAAAGUGGACUUGAACAUGACCCAAACAAUGAAGAACUAAAGAAGCUUGCAAAGCAGAUUGAUUCGCGGAGGUUGGAGCAUGAACAACGUGAGGCUCAGGUUUCCAGGGCUGUUGCUGAGGCUAAGGGCCUUGUUUCUGCCAUUGAAGAUAGAGGCUUGAAGAUUGGGAAGGCAAUGUUUCGAGAACUUACUGGAUUAAGGAAGCCAGCAUUAGAUAAAAAUAAUAUUCUUCACUGGCCAGUUCUUCUUCUGUAUGCAGAGGUUAUGUCCAGCGAUUUUAUUGAGGACUUCUGUGAGACCGACAUGUUUUUAGCUCAUCUUGACAUUAUGUUUUCAGAAAGUUGUCCACCAUUGCCAUGGGACAAACAGAAAAAUUACACCCGUGAAUCUAUUGAGUUAUACUAUGAGGCUGGUUCUGGAGUUUGUCUAUCAAAGUUAAAACUUCUUCAUUGUCUCCUUGAGGGAGCUGCAGCAUCUAAUUUAGAAAGUAUUGACGGAGUAGAGAAAGAUGCAUCUGAGGAUUCUAAUCAUGGAAUCUCUGCAGGCAAAGGCUCCAAAUGGGUGAAAGUGAAUGAGAAAAGAACACUUCACGAUGUUCUAAAAGAACCAAACUUUAUUAUUCCAGGGAUCCCAGUCUUUUAUGUUGUUUCAAAAAGCUCCAGCUUCUAUAAAGAGUUCAAAGCUGGGAAGUGGGCUCCUCCACCAUGAGUAAAUAAUUAAGGCAAUGAGUAACAAACAUCGUGAAGGUAGGUAGGCGAUUUGCUAGAAUGUUGCUUGUUUGCCACCCGUUUCAAGGAAAUGGCGUUAAACCUUGGACACCAUAUGCUGUUGCCACCAUCAUCAUCAUCAUCAUCAUCAAUGAAGACGAGGCUUUCUAACCUUCGAAAUGUGACAUUAAUUUAGGUACUUUCAAUAUUAUAAUGCUUGUACCAGAGAUUUUGAGAAAAAUAAAUAAAUUUUAUUGGGUCAA
Corylus avellana is the source of this 1390-nucleotide messenger RNA. NCBI's taxonomy places the organism in Eukaryota, Viridiplantae, Streptophyta, Magnoliopsida, Fagales, Betulaceae. The record is from RefSeq and is a predicted model, not a curated record.